This is a messenger RNA of Aspergillus chevalieri, 1512 nucleotides long. Its product is annotated as glycylpeptide N-tetradecanoyltransferase swoF. The record is from RefSeq and is a predicted model, not a curated record. Bases 1 to 1512 code for a protein of 503 amino acids. Gene Ontology annotation, cellular component: cytoplasm. Gene Ontology annotation, molecular function: glycylpeptide N-tetradecanoyltransferase activity. Gene Ontology annotation, biological process: N-terminal peptidyl-glycine N-myristoylation. The transcript is spliced from 3 exons. NCBI's taxonomy places the organism in Eukaryota, Fungi, Ascomycota, Eurotiomycetes, Eurotiales, Aspergillaceae.
AUGUCCGACAAGAGAGAACUCGAGAAAAAGGCCCCCGAGGCAUCGAAUACCGAUCCUGCGAACACCAGCGCCAACGAUGCCGGCGCAUCAAAGCCCGCACCUAGAAUGGAUCCCAAACUGACCGAGGCACUCCUGGAACUAAACCCCGCCCUGAAGAACGAGUUGGCCACUAUGGAUAAAGGGAAAGCCGCAGAGGCACUGCACAAUCUGGACAUUGCCGAGUUGCUGACCGGGUUGUCCGUGGGCGGAAAGAACCCGAAGGACAUGGCAUCGUACAAGUUCUGGCAGACGCAGCCCGUGCAGCGGUUUGAUGAGGAUUUCAGCAAGGAGGUUGCAGAGGGGCCUAUUAAGGUGAUUGAUCCGGAGAAGGUGUCGAAGGAACCGGAUAGGUUGUUGGAAGGGUUUGAGUGGACGACGCUGGACUUGACGAAUCAGGAGGAGUUGCAGGAGUUGUGGGAUUUGUUGACGAAUCAUUAUGUGGAGGAUGAUAAUGCUAUGUUUCGGUUUAGAUACUCGCAGUCGUUUCUGCAUUGGGCUUUGAUGUCGCCGGGCUGGAAAAAGGAGUGGCACGUUGGUGUCCGCGCCUCCAAGUCGAAGAAGUUGGUCGCUUCCAUUAGCGGUGUGCCAACGGAGAUCCGAGUGCGCGACCAGAAGCUCAAGGUGACAGAGAUCAACUUCCUUUGCAUCCACAAGAAGCUCCGAUCUAAGCGUCUGGCACCAGUCUUGAUCAAGGAGAUCACGCGCCGGUGCUAUUUGAACGGAAUCUACCAGGCCAUCUACACGGGAGGCACUCUCCUCCCCACCCCUGUCAGCUCGUGCCGCUACUACCACCGUCCCCUCGACUGGCUGAAGCUCUACGAGGUUGGCUUCUCGCCUCUUCCCCACGGAUCUACCAAGGCUCGCCAAAUCAGCAAGAACCACCUUCCCUACGUCACGUCCACCCCUAACCUGCGUCCUAUGGGAGCCAAGGACAUUGACGCUGUCCAAGACCUGCUCGAGCGGUACGAGAAGCGCUUUGACCUGAACCAGGCGUUUAACCGCGAGGAGAUUGAACACUGGCUGCUGCACAAGCCGGAACAAAAGGAUCAGGUGGUCUGGUCGUAUGUCGUGGAGGACCCCGAAAGCCACAAGAUUACCGACUUCUUUUCUUUCUACAACCUCGAGUCCACCGUUAUUCAACACCCCAAGCAUGAUAACGUGCGCGCCGCCUACCUCUACUAUUACGCAACCGAGACAGCCUUCACCGGAGACCAGAAGGCUCUCAAGGAGCGCUUGUUGCAGCUCAUAAACGACGCCUUGAUCUUGGCGAAGAAGGCCAAAUUCGACGUCUUUAACGCCCUCACUCUCCACGACAACCCUCUAUUCCUCGAGCAGCUCAAGUUUGGCGCUGGUGAUGGCCAGCUCCACUACUACAUUUACAAUUACCGUGCGGCGCCUAUUGCGGGAGGUGUCAAUGAGAAGAACCUGCCCGACGAGAAGAAGAUGGGUGGAGUUGGUGUUGUUAUGCUGUAG